This is a messenger RNA of Trichoderma harzianum CBS 226.95, 1659 nucleotides long. RefSeq lists its product as hypothetical. The coding region runs from base 1 to 1659 and encodes 552 amino acids. The transcript is spliced from 3 exons. NCBI's taxonomy places the organism in Eukaryota, Fungi, Ascomycota, Sordariomycetes, Hypocreales, Hypocreaceae. The record is from RefSeq and is a predicted model, not a curated record.
AUGUCCGGCUUAGAGGUUCUGGGGGCCAUCACGGGUGUGUUGGGCGUGUUACCAGUUGCUGUAGACGCACUCAAAACUUAUAAAAACAUCAUAUCGUCGAUAAGGAACGCGGCGCGCGAUCUGGCAAGCUUGAUUCGAGAUCUGGAGACUGAGCAGGUCCGCUUGCAGACGACCUGUGAAGUUCUCCUCGAAGGAAUCGCGCCAUUCUCCAUGAUUGACGAUAUGACUAAAGACCCUUUUGGUGCCACUUGGGAGAAGUACAGCCACCUAUUACGCCUACGGCUUUGGGAAUCAGAGAGGGAGUUUAAAAACUAUACUCUAGACAUGCGCGACGCAGCCAUGGAAUUGAGGGAAAAGCUGUGUAUAUACGGUGAUGGCAGUUCUAGACCAACAGAUAAGCUCUCUAUCAUCAGAGAACUCAAGAAGGGAGCAUCAUUUACGUUGAAUAAGAAGGAUUACAUCGACAUUGUAUCGCGGAUCAAGAGAGGGAACCUGGCCUUGUCUGAACUUGCUAGUAAAAGCCGGGGACUCGAGCCAACCAGGCAAAAACGGUCCCAGACUCGACUGAUUAGACUCAUUCGAGGGCUUUCCAACGGGAUUUUCAACGCCAUUCGCAACGCUACAACCUGUGCCUGUGUUGCACCACAUCGAGUGUGUCUUGAACUCGCACCAAGGGAUGCAAUUUUGAUUCCCAGCGACGUCGAUGAUGUCGUUGCGCAAAGCCUCAAGUUUCACGUUGCCUUCGGCUCUGAUAUUAGUAUUGGGAACAAAGACACAGAAGAAGCCUACAAUCUUAUGAAAGGGCAAUUGAUGAAUCGUUGGAAUAACAUCUACUUCCGAUUAGGAAGUUUUGAGUGUAACAAAACACCGACUCUCUCUCCUUCGCCAAGCACCAUUACAGCAAGCACCAUUGCAGUGCCCCCCAACACCACCAAAGUCGCCAAGGUAACAGACCUCUGCCGGAUGCUCAUUGGGAAAAACAAGCAGCCAUUCCUGGAUUGCUUUGGUUACAUAGCUGAUACUCCCCGGACCUUUGGCAUAUACCCUCCAACUUUAUAUCUGGAUGGCUGUGCAAUAUUGACGCUGAGGGAGCUAUUAGAAGGGAAGCAGUCAAAGGUUGCUCGAUUCGACUAUCCGGAAAAACUAAAGGUAGCACACGCAAUCGCAGUCAAUACUCUCCAUCUUCACAGCACUCAGUGGGUUGAAGAAAGCCUGACUCUCGACAAUGUCAUCUUCUUCUUGCCCAGCAGCGACGACGACGCUGAUAUUGUAUCCUUGGCUCGCCCAUUUGUGGUCAGGAACCUCUUGACUCCGUACAACAAGCAAAUCACUUCUUCAAACACAUCGCGGCCAGUCAACCUGGCAGUCUUCUCUCUCGGAGCUCUACUCGUCCAAGUCAUGAUCGGGAGGGUGGAAAGCGCCCUAGAAAUGGCGGGGAUGAUGGACGUCCGUACGGUUCUCUCAAAGCGAGAUGCUGGGAAGCGACUGUUUGACCAACUUCUGGAGAGCGGAGGUGCCAACUAUAAGUCGGCCGUGGAAUGGUGUUUUGACAGUGUGCUUCACGUGGCUGGCUUGCAGAAUGAUAAGUGCUGCCAGCAGUUUUUCCAGGAGGUGGUGUCGAGGCUUGAAGAAGACGUUCAGCUUCUUUCUGAGAAUUAA